Molecule: messenger RNA, 252 nt
Organism: Eruca vesicaria subsp. sativa (arugula)
Lineage: Eukaryota; Viridiplantae; Streptophyta; Magnoliopsida; Brassicales; Brassicaceae
Source: the annotation of a GenBank genome assembly
AUGGCAAGUGUCAAGAUAUGUGUUUGUCUCGUUUUGCUUCUACUACUCGAAUUGGCGCCAGUGCACCAAUGUCGAUCUUUGGUCGCAGAAGAGCGACUUUCCGGUUCAAGCCGCGUGAUGAAGAUUAGAAGAGAGCUUUCUGAGAGACUAAAAGAGCUGAAUGCUAGAUUAGAAGGUGAAGGGGUGAACCUUGGCAAUACUCUUGACUCGAAGCGGCUCAGCCCCGGUGGUCCUGACCCAAGGCAUCAUUAA